AAAGAGGGGGGAGAGAAGAGAGGGAGGGACUGCGCUUUAAAUGUGGCAUUCAGACCAUUUUCUGCAAGAGAGAGAAACACAGGAGGGAAAACAAAUUCUGUAAUUUUAAUGUGUCGCCUUGGGGUGAAGCUUCAUUAACAACGAGGAAGAGCUUUUGCCAGCCUUCAGUUUUCAACAGCGAGAAGCAGCCGGGGGAAGUCGCAGGGAAAACUUCAAGACUGAGCUGCUAGGAGUCUGCGACUGACAGCCAGUGCCACGGAUUAUAUCCUGAUAUCCUGUGUUUCAGGUAAAGGAGCAUUCUGCCAAAGUGAAGAUGAAUCAAACUGCAUCCGUCUCUCAUCAGAUCGAGUGUCAGCCGGCCAAGGAUACCAAGGAGUUUGUGGACGUCAGCCCGCCGCAGAGGAACUGGAAGGGCAUCGCCAUCUCUCUGCUGGUGAUAGUGGUGGUCUGCUCACUCAUCACCAUGUCUGUGGUCGUCCUCACACCCGUGGAGGUCCCCGGCAGCAGCAAGUCCAGGCUGACUGUAACAGAUCUGUAUAAACCAGAGUUCAGCGUUCAUGACCCUGAAGCCACGUGGAUCAGCGAUUCAGAGGUGGUGUACAGGAACCGUGACGGUCACGUCAUCAAGUUUAACUUCGCCCUGAACGAGACGGAAGUCAUUUUGAGCAACAGCACAUUUGUGGCUUUCAAGGUGGCGAAGUACUCGCUCUCUGCAGAUCUGAAGUACGCGCUCUUCGCUUACGAUGUCAAACAGAUGUACAGGUAUUCGUACACGGCGUCCUACAUCGUUUACAACAUCUACACAAGGGAGGUUUGGGAGUUAAACCCUCCAGAGGUUCAGAACGCAGUCCUCCAACACGCAGCGUGGGGAAGACAAGGACAACAGCUGAUCUAUAUUUUUGAGAAUAACAUCUACUACCAGUCAGAUGUGAGGAGUAUCUCCCUGAGAAUCACCUCCUCUGGGAUGGAGGGAGUCAUCUUUAACGGUCUCGCCGACUGGUUGUACGAAGAGGAGAUUCUGCGUUCACACCUGGCUCACUGGUGGUCACCGGACGGAGAGCGACUGGCUUUCCUCACCAUCGACGACACCCUUGUACCCAACAUGGCUCUGGCCCAGUUCACUGGCAGCACCUACCCCCGAGGACUACAGUACCCAUAUCCUAUGGCUGGCCAGACGAACCCUGCAGUCAAGCUGUCAGUGGUCAACCUGUUCGGAGCGACACACACUCAGGAGCUGCAGCCUCCUGAUCAGUUCAGACACAGAGAUUUCUAUGUCACCAUGGUGAAGUGGAUCAGUAAUACUCACCUCGCUGUGCGGUGGCUCAACCGGCCCCAGAACACCUCGCUGUUGACGGUGUGUGACGCCACGAUAGGAGUCUGCCUCCAGAGACAUGAGGAGACCUCAGAGACAUGGCUUUCCAGACAGAGACAGGAGCCGUUCUUCUCCAAGGACAGGAGCAGGUUUUUCCUCACUCUGCCCGUGAAACAAGGAGGUCAGGGAGAUUUCCACCACAUCACAAUGUUCACCAAAAAGUUACGAAGCGAUCAGGAUGAAGUUCGCCACCUAACGUCAGGGGACUGGGAGGUGACAAAAAUUGCGGCAUACGAUGAAAAAAACCAGAUCAUAUACUUCCUCAGCACAGAGGACUCAGCACAGCAGAGACAUUUAUACAGCGUGUCCACUGUUGGCCUGUUUCCACGGCGAUGUCUCACCUGCGGACUGAAGGAGGAGUGCACAUUUUUCGAUGCCGACGUCAGCCCCGAUGCACAACAGGCCAUCCUGCAUUGUAAAGGCCCUGGAGUUCCAGCUGUGCUGCUUCUAAGUUUUGAAGAUGUGGACUCGUUUUUCAUCUUGGAGAACAACCUCCCCCUGCGGUCUGCGCUGGAGACUAAAAGGACGAUUCAGACUGAUAUCCGGAUGAUCACUAAUGACAACUUUGAGCUGCCUCUGAAGCUCAUCUAUCCUCCUGACUUCUCCGAGUCCUACCUCUACGGCCUUCUCCUUAUUGUCGGCAGCUCUCUGGGCGAUCAGAUGGUGACAGAGGAGUUCAGGUUGGACUGGGACUCGGUACUGGUGGAAACCGGGCAGGUCAUUGUGGCACGACUCGAUGGCAGAGGGUCGGGGUUCAGAGGUCAAAGGGUUUUACAGCAGGUUCACCUGAGGCUCGGCACAGUGGACGCAGAGGACCAGAUAGCCGCUCUCGAGUAUCUGGUGAAGCUGCCGUUCAUCGAUCGCACUCGUGUCGGAGUCUUCGGAGAGGACUACGGCGGCUUCCUCAUGCUGAUGAUGCUGAAGUCGACGGAGAGGCUGAUCAGAUGUGCUGCAACUCAGGCUCCUGUCAUUGACUGGUCUAUGUACGCCUCGGCAUUUUCUGAGAGAUACUUAGGCUCGCCUUCAACUGAGGAGAACAGAUACCAAAGGAAAAUACAUGAUACUCUGCACUUAUGUGAGCUGGAUGCCAGGGUUUCCAGGGAUCAACAGAAGUUCCAGGUGUCCAAAGUCCUGCCCAACAUGAAAGGUCUGCAGGGAGGAACGCUGUUUCUGGCUCACGGGACGGCUGACGCGAACGUUCACUUCCAGCACUCGGCAGAGCUCAUCAAGCACUUAAUAAAGAUCGGAGCCAACUACACUAUGCAGAUUUAUCCAGACGAGGGACACUUCCUGUCAAAACGCAGCCGGAUUCAGCUGACUCACUCCCUCCUCGGUUAUUUCAGAGGAUGUCUGCUCGAUGCGUCAUCGUUACUCGACCAACAACGUGACGAAGAGUGAGAGCGUUGUUACUGGACCGUGUUCGACAACCAUGUGUGAGCGUUUGUGCCCCUGGUAGACUGACAUGAAUGUGUGUGUGUGUGUGUGUGUGUGUUUUAUACCUGUAGCACAAUGUUUGAUGGACAAAACAAGCUUCUCCUCAACAUAUCAAACUAGUGUCCAUCGCUCAUCACAUCAGUAGAAUAGAGCUCUGACAGUCAGCUCAAAUGUCAAGUAUCAUGAUGCAGUUUUCACCUGUAGGGGGCGCUAGGUAGCAAACAGUCCAACAGAGAUUAGAGAGGUUAUUGGCUCUUUUCUCCCUGACAGGACAGAGGAAAUAUUUCUCUGUAACACUAAAUAUUCCUGAUUAAAUUAAGUUAACGAUUGAACAAAAGCAUCCUUAACUAAAACUUUAUUUGUUUUACACCUUUUAUGCAGUGCUUUACAGAUGACUGCAAACAAUAAAACAAUGUGAGAUAAAAACCCUAUAAAAUAGAAAAAGGCCCCGUUGCUCAUAGUGAUAAUAAGGUUAAUGUAAAAGGUUGGCUCAUGGCCGAGCAGGAAACAAACAUAUUUUCUCAUAUUUCUCACCUCGUCUUCAGUGCAGCAAGGUAUUUUACAUUUUACAGCUCAUUUCACAAAGUUUGGUGAAACCUGGCUGCCUCUGUUAACUACACUUGGUAUUCUGCCACAGUCAGUGUUUGGUAAAAUGCUCUGUUGACGGACUGAAACCACCUGUCAGUAUCUGGUUUUUCGUCUAGUAUUAAAUGGAUUUUUUUAGCAGCCCAUUAUAUCGAUUUACAAGCUCUUUCUCUAAGUAUGGAAAAUUUUUGUUUUGAUGCAAAUUGCACCAAUCUGGUCUGUCAGUGGGUGUUAAAAUGCACUCCCACUAGAAAAAGAUAUUUGUUUUAGAGAGUGAAAAAACCUGACAUCUGUGGCAUAUUGUCAGUUUUAUGACACCUCUAAAUCCUCUUUACGAUCAUAUCAGCAUUCUGAAACUGAUUAACAUCAUAGUCCAACAUCAACCAAAAAACAGACUUAUGUCAGUUCAUCAUGAUACAGCCUCUUAGAAAUGUCAUGUCAGUCAAAUUUGUAGAGUUAUUUGUCCUUUAGACAGCAAUAGUGCUAAGUCGAUGUACAGAAUGGGAUCUUUUUUAAUUACAGUCUACUGUAUCUCUUCGUUGGUAUCAGUGUUUGAACUGGGAUUUAUUUAUUUUUGUAUUUAUUUAUUUCUAAUAGUUGAUAUUUAUCAUUUCACAACCUUUUUUUUUACAAACACUUAAAAUAUAACUUAAUAUAAGAUAUACCUUUUUUCCUGAACAUUUUUGUUAUAUAUAUAUAGCAGGACUUCUAUUGCCCUGGGUUUUGCCUGUCUGGCGACUUAAAGGCUUAAAGGAGUCCUACAUGCAGUCUGAAAUUAAUAUCUGCAAUUUAUGUAUUAAAUCAAUUAAAAUGUAAAACGUAAAAACUUAAAUCUGUAUUUAAAUUACAGCAAAUACUUUCCACAGAAAGAUGCUUGAGCUAAAUGUCAGUGAAAAAUAAGAUUGGAAAGCAUUAGAAAUCUGUAAAGGAAACACAGAAAUGAUCAUUUUUAGAGUUACAAUAUGAAGUGUUUUUGUUAUACUACUAUUAUUAUCAAAAUGACAUAAACCAGUGUUGCUGUUAGUGUUCUAAUUUAUUCAUUUGAAUGAUUUUUUGUUACUUGUUGAUUGCGUCCUUGUCCCAUUCAGACUUUGUUUCCUACACAGUUGCAAGAUUUAAAUGAGAUUAUUGAUCAACAGCAAAUGAUUUAACAUUAUUUCACCACUCAGUAGCUCCUCAUAGUCUGGGCUUUGUUCAUGUUUUGGGAUAAAGCCUCAGUAAAAUAAACCAAACAGCAUCAUGGGAAAACAAAUCUGCAGCAGUUUGCCAUCUAUUAUAUGUAACUGUUGCUGUGAUGUGUUAAUUAAGUGAGUUUUUUCUAUGUUUUUAUAAUUUUUACUGGUCUGCAAAAUGGUUUUAAAUCACUUAAUGUCCCUUUAAUUCCUCAGCUGAGCGAAGUACUCACUGUAUUUGGUAAUAGUAACGAUUUUUGGAAUCAGACUUAUUUCCUUAUCUAUUUCAAGUGCAAUUGCUCUUCACUUUUCAGCCGAGUUCAUCUGUUUCCAUCUGGUUAAAAUGUGUCUUUUUCCUGUACCAGUCAGUUUGGAAACACUCCCAGGUUAUAGUGUUAUCCAUAAAGCGUCGCACUAAAAGGCAUCAUAAGUGUUAUGGCAACAACAGAGCCCUGGAGCGCUCUUCACUGUGAUUAUGGGUAUGAGAGUGAUUCAGACGAUUACUGUCGGCCGCACACAAGUGCCAUUAAUCACAGUGAUGAAUGUCCUCUGCUGCUGUCGUGGCUUUUAGACGAAAGAGCAGACGACUUGUGUUUGGUGUCUGGAGUUUAAUUCCACCCCCUCCCCACCC
Messenger RNA from Lates calcarifer (barramundi perch), 5194 nucleotides. Its product is annotated as inactive dipeptidyl peptidase 10. The coding region runs from base 314 to 2770 and encodes 818 amino acids. The record is from RefSeq and is a predicted model, not a curated record. The transcript is spliced from 28 exons. Gene Ontology annotation, molecular function: dipeptidyl-peptidase activity; serine-type peptidase activity. Gene Ontology annotation, biological process: proteolysis. NCBI's taxonomy places the organism in Eukaryota, Metazoa, Chordata, Actinopteri, Centropomidae.